Molecule: messenger RNA, 927 nt
Organism: Moneuplotes crassus
Lineage: Eukaryota; Ciliophora; Spirotrichea; Euplotida; Euplotidae
Source: the annotation of a GenBank genome assembly
UUAUUUUGAAAGUAAUGAGAGCGGCUAGAUUCGUUAGAAAGAGCAAAAAUUUAGCAGAUUUGGACUCCAAUAUCCAAGACUUUGUCCUUGUGGAUAAACCAAAUAUUAAGAGACACAAAGCAAGGAGAAGGAGAGCCAGAAAGAUCGAACUUAAGAAACUAAAUAAGCAGGAAGAAAUUGAUGCUAAUGCAAUUGAAAAUUUUGGAUUUUCAUCUAACUUCUGUUGUAUCGAUGAGGAAGAGUUCAAGGAGCUUAAUCCUGAAGCCCCUGAUAUCACCCUUCCUACUUUUGCUAUAGAGGCUAAUUCUGGUGUGACUUUGGAUGCUGAUGAAGGAUCUACCAGUUAUAAGUCUCCUAAGUUUCUAAAAUGCAAAUAAGUCAACACCGAAACUGAAAUUCCUGAAGGAAGUAAUGAGGAAGAUGACUUUACAGCCUAUAGAGUAUGACUCUAAGGUUUAUAAGACCUCUUUCAUUAAAGGCACCAAUUGUAACGAACUUGUGCUAUGCAAAACUGGCUGUUAUGUUAGCAAGACUUGGAUUGUCGAAAAUUGUGGGGCAGAAAGGUGGUCUACCAAGACUACUAUUAUUGCACUAACUGAAGACCUCGAGUUCCAAGUCCCCAGUAUUGAUAAAUAAAGUCUAUCCUAAAGAACAAGUCAUGAUAACAGUUGUGUUUAAGGUUAAUGACCGUAAUUUGGAAGUAGUUGGAGGUGAAAACAGUCAAAUUAUUGAAGUCAAGCUUAGCUUAAAUCACCCUGAGAUUGGCAAUUUUGGAGAACCUUUAAGAGUCUAUCUUGAGGUUGAUCAAGCCAAAUAUGACUCCCAAGUCAAUAAAGAAGGCAAUGGAGGUAGCCAGCUGCCCCAUAAUGAGUACACUAAGGUGUGGACUGAGCAGUAAUUGAGCAUUUUCAAUAUUUUGGUUAAAAA